Molecule: messenger RNA, 659 nt
Organism: Ananas comosus (pineapple)
Lineage: Eukaryota; Viridiplantae; Streptophyta; Magnoliopsida; Poales; Bromeliaceae
Exons: 2
Coding region: 56-439 (127 amino acids)
Source: RefSeq, a predicted model, not a curated record
GGUCCGAAAAUCCAGCCUUCUGCACCAAUCUGGAGAGUGCGAGAGAGAGAGAGAGAUGGGUGUGGAGGUGGUGUGCAGAUGGCCGAUCCAAGCCGCCCCGGUGCGUCCGGCCGGGGCGGUUCGGCCCGGGCGGGAGAUCGGACGGCGGGGGUGGAUUGGCGGUCGAUCCUGCGCCGUCCGAUGCAGCGGCGCCGUGCUUCGGACGUGCAAGAACUGCAAGGCGCAGUUCGACCCCGCCCUCAACCACCCCUCCGCCUGCCGCUUCCACACCGCCCAUUUCGGCGGUGAAACGAAGAGAAAGUUCGAAAGCGUGUACAAGGGCGGCACGAUGAACACUCCCGACUCGGGCCAAGUAUUCCAAUACUGGCAUUGUUGCGGCUCCGAAGACCCAUUCGACCCUGGCUGCACUGCUGCGCCGCAUUGUUCCUAUGAUGAUUGAUCGGGACAUAAUUAAUUCUUAUGCAAAUUUAGCUUGUAAUUUUUUUUAAAAAAAACUUGAUCUGUUUAUCUGUAAUUUCAUCCUGUAAUUGUAAAGCUGCUGUAGUGGGGAAUAGAUUGAGUUUCCAUGAUAGUGCUUCUCCCUUAUGAUAUUGCUUUGGGGCAUGAAUCACCUGUGAUUUGCAUUUUAUGUGUUGUUAAUGUCAUUGUUUAUUUGCUAA